Molecule: messenger RNA, 1068 nt
Organism: Aspergillus nidulans FGSC A4
Lineage: Eukaryota; Fungi; Ascomycota; Eurotiomycetes; Eurotiales; Aspergillaceae
Product: protein manE
Exons: 1
Coding region: 1-1068 (355 amino acids)
Biological process (GO): substituted mannan metabolic process
Cellular component (GO): extracellular region
Molecular function (GO): hydrolase activity, hydrolyzing O-glycosyl compounds; mannan endo-1,4-beta-mannosidase activity
Source: RefSeq, a predicted model, not a curated record
AUGAAGUUUUCUCAGUUGAUCCUGCCAUUCUCCGCUGCUCUGAGCCUCGUAGGGUCCGGUGUAGCGACGCCAACGACAAAGCCAGUGAAUCCCAGGGCAUCGCGCCCUGCGAGAAACCUGCUGGCACACCUGGUCCGGAGUGCGGGCAACGGCACAACACUCUCGGGCCAACAAGAAUUGAAGGAUGCAGACUGGGUGACCGAUAAUGUGGGCUUCUCGCCGGUGAUUCUAGGAGUUGACCUGAUGGAUUAUUCGCCCUCACGCGUGGAGUUCGGGGCCGUGUCCACGUCUAUCGAAGAUGCCAUCACAUACGCGACGCAAGGGGGGAUCAUUACUAUCUGCUGGCAUUGGGGUGAGCUCAGCCAUGACUGGAUGACUGACGAGAGGCUAACGACACUUCUCACUCUAGGCUCUCCUUCUGGCACGUAUAACACCACCGAGCAACCGUGGUGGUCUAAUUUUUACACCGAGGCUACCUCAUUCAACCUCUCCGCCGCCAUGAACCCGGCUUCACGUGAUUACAAGCUGAUUCUCCGCGACAUUGACGCCAUUGCCGAGCAGCUGGCCCGGCUCAAGGACAUCCCCGUUCUCUUCCGGCCUCUCCAUGAAGCGGAGGGUGGCUGGUUUUGGUGGGGGGCGACCGGCGCCGAGCCCUGCAAGGCGCUCUACCGGCUGCUGUUCGACCGGUUGACCAAGAAGCAUGGGCUGAAUAAUCUGCUCUGGGUGUGGAACUCGAAGGACCCGCUUUGGUAUCCCGGAAAUGAAUAUGUGGAUGUCGUUAGUGUGGAUGUGUACGCUGACAACGGCGACCACUCCUCCCAGCUGGAGGCGUACCAAGCCCUCCAAGGCCUGACAGGCAAUUUUAGCAAGCUUAUUGCCCUGGGCGAGGUGGGUAAUAUUCCGGAUCCGGAGCUGAUGCGGGAGGACGGUGCGCAGUGGGCAUACUGGGUGACCUGGAAUGGGGACUUCAUUCGGGGAGAGACGAAGAACCCGAUGGAAUUUAAGAAGGCUGUUUACGCUUCUGAGUUGGUCUAUACGCUGGACGAGAUCCAGGGAUGGAAUUUGUAA